AUGCCCAUGCUGAAUCCGGGUCCGCCCACCCAGCAGGUCGUACUUGGGCAACAACACUACUCGUCUGCCUACGCCGCCGUCAACGAUCCCUUCAACACCUAUCUCGCCGCGAGCACAAAGAGCGAGUAUCCGCUAUGCGGUAACGCAGAAGGCUGGGGUCCCCUGAGCCCUUAUCGAUAUGACUUCACGCCGUGUUUCCUGGACGCAACAUGGAUGCUGAUUGUUGCUGCGUGGGGCGUGAUUGCGGGAGCGCUGGCGAUAGUAUGGAUACUCAGAAAGACGUCGCCUCAGCCAGUAGGCAAGGAUUGGCAUUUCUACGCGAAGCUGAGCGUCAUCACGGCACUGUUGGUCGCUACGGCCGUUCAGGCUGGGUUUCAGAUUGAACAGUUGGGCGGUCAGGUUUGGUUUCGGGACAUACGAUUUUGGACGACAGUAGCGAGCUUUCUCAGCUUAUGCGUGGUUGGAGCCAUUCAGUACCUGGAGCAUUGGCGCCUACGAUAUCCUCAUGGCGUGGCAUUGACAUUCUGGCUGUUUUUCAUCAUUUCUUCGGCGGUGAAGCUUCGUUCUCUGGUUUCGCAGGAAGUCUUCCGGAUCAACGUUGGAUACUUCGCAGCGUUCACUGCUGGACUGGGAUUCGCGGUCAUCGAACUCGUACUGGAAUGGCUAGUGCCGAAGAAGGUCUCGGCGUACGAAGCGCUCGGGGAUUCGGAUGAAUGUCCACUUGAGUAUGCUACACUAUUCUCAACUCUUACCUUCAGCUGGAUGACUCCGAUGAUGAAAUACGGGCACAAAGAGUACUUGACGCAGGAUGAUCUCUGGAAUUUGAGGAAGACGGAUUCAACCCGCGCUUGCACGGCUUCUUUCGAGGAGAACUGGGGCGCGGAAAUGGAAAAGAAGAAACCGAGCUUGUGGAGGGCACUGUUCGUAUCAUACGGCGCUCCGUACCUUUGGGGAGCGGUGAUCAAGACUGGCGCGGAUUGCCUGGCUUUCGUGCAGCCGCAGCUUCUCCGAUUCCUCAUCUCGUUUGUCGAUUCAUAUAGGCCUGGCAAUGAACCGCAACCUCCGAUCAAAGGUGCAGCCAUUGCGCUUGCCAUGUUUGUUGUUUCUGUGUCGCAGACGGCGUGUCUGCACCAGUACUUCCAGAGGGCUUUCGAGACCGGCAUGCGCGUCAAGGCAGGAUUGACUGCUUCGAUCUUCGCCAAGUCAAUGAAGCUCAGCAACGAAGGCCGAGCGACGAAGAGCACUGGCGACAUUGUCAAUUAUAUGGCCGUGGACACGCAGCGAUUGCAGGAUUUGGCUCAGUUUGGUCAGCAGCUUUGGUCCGCUCCGCUUCAAAUCACCCUGUGCAUGAUCAGUCUUUACCAGUUGGUCGGCUACAGCAUGUUUGCCGGUGUUGGUGUUAUGGUUCUGAUGAUUCCGAUCAACGGCUUUAUCGCGAAGAUCAGUAAGACUCUGCAGAAGCGCCAGAUGACCAACAAGGACGCGCGCACUCGGUUGAUGACCGAGAUUCUGAACUCGAUGAAGUCGAUCAAGCUUUAUGCCUGGACUACGGCCUUCAUGAAUCGGCUGAACGAGAUUCGAAAUGAUAGAGAGCUAUCCACCCUUCGCAAGAUUGGUGGUGUUUCGGCCGUCAGCACAUUCGCCUGGAAUACAACGCCGUUCCUGGUCUCCUGCAGCACUUUUGCGGUCUUCGUAGCAACUACUGACAAGCCCCUGUCAACGGAAAUUGUAUUCCCUGCUUUGACGCUAUUCAACCUACUCGGAUUCCCGCUCGCUGUUCUACCAAUGGUCAUCACCUCGAUCAUUGAAGCCACUGUUGCUGUGGACCGUCUAUCGUCAUAUCUUAAUGCUCCCGAGCUGCAGCCAGACGCUGUGCUGCAGGGCGAUCCAGUGGGACCCGGCGAGGAGUCCGUACGGAUACGCGACGCCUCUUUCACGUGGAACAAGGACGACUCUCGCAAUGUCUUGCACGACAUUACCUUCUCUGCGCACAAGGGUGAGCUCUCUUGCAUCGUGGGCCGAGUCGGUUCUGGCAAGUCCAGCUUGCUUCAAACCCUACUUGGCGACUUGUACAAGCUUCGAGGUGAGGUGGUUGUCCGUGGCGCUACUGCCUAUGUCGCUCAAUCGCCGUGGGUGAUGAAUGCGUCAGUGAGAGACAACAUCCUCUUCAGCCACCGUUGGGAUCCCGAGUUCUAUGACCGUACAAUCAAAGCCUGCGCUCUGACGGAAGACUUUGCGAGCUUGCCAGACGGAGACAAGACGGAGGUCGGAGAGCGCGGUAUCUCGUUGAGUGGUGGUCAAAAGGCUCGACUUACUCUCGCUCGAGCAGUGUAUGCAAGAGCGGACAUCUACAUUCUCGACGACAUUCUGUCGGCAGUAGACCAGCAUGUUGGGAGACACAUCAUUGAUAAUGUCCUUGGUCCCAAGGGGCUGCUUGCCGGAAAGACUCGUAUCUUGGCCACGAACUCCAUUCCCGUCUUAUUGGAGGCUCACUUUGUCGUUCUACUUCGAGAGGGAUGUAUUGUUGAACGUGGAACAUACGAGCAACUCAUGGCUAUGAGGGGCGACAUCGCCAACCUCAUCAAGUCAUCGACCAGCGAAGAAACUCCGUCAGAAGAAGAGAGCAAAAUCAGCAGUCCUUACUCUGCGUAUUCCGAGAAUACUGUGUUUGUGCCGGAGGCUCCAGAGGAUCCUGACGAGGCAGAAGAGGCGGAAGACGGUCUGCCGCAAAUGCAGCCCAUCAACACCGCUGCUCGUGGUCAACCGCUACGCAGGACAAGUAAUAUGACGCUGCGCCGAGCUUCAACAACCUCUUUCCGUGGCCCGAAGGGCAGGCUUCACGACGAGGAGAACUUGAAAUCGAAGCAAACAAAGGAAUUCUCCGAACAAGGAAAGGUGAAAUGGGACGUGUACAAGGAGUAUGCUAGUAACAGCAAUAUUUGGGCUGUCACAGUAUAUCUGACUACUCUGGUGGGCGCGAAGACACUCGAAAUUGGUAAGUUUUUCCAAGCACUUCGCUCAUGUGCUCAUUGCGCCGAGCUUCUCCACGCCCGAAGAUUUCGGCACACUAACGCCCGUCCGUACAGGGGGUAGCGUCUGGCUCAAGCAGUGGUCCGAAGUCAACGACAUUGCGGGGAGAAACCCGGAUGUUGCACGGUAUAUUCUGAUCUAUGGUGCCUUCGGCAUUGGUUCUGCUGCCCUCGUGGUGGUGCAAACCGUAAGUCAAAUCCGCUGUCCGCCAAAGUAGACACCGCUGACCAGCUUCGCAGUUGAUCCUCUGGAUCUUCUGUUCGAUAGAGGUAAGCUGUCCCACGUAUCACUGCUUCGUUCAGCUGCAGGACCUAUCCGGCUCCUGAGCGCGUGGAUGCACCGGCGACACGGCCCGGGCAGUGCUAAUGCGAGAGUCUGCAGGCUUCGAGGCGCCUUCACGAAUCCAUGGCCUAUGCAAUCUUCCGCUCUCCAAUGAGCUUCUUCGAAACUACUCCUACCGGCCGUAUCUUGAACCGUUUCAGCAGGUAUGUCCACAUAUCCAUCUGCCCGACGACCAUGUCUAAAACGUUGAAAUGUGCAUGCUAACCCCGACGUAGUGACAUCUACAGGGUCGAUGAGGUUCUCGCGUACGUACUUCCGAAGCUAAUGUGUGCCGCUGUGUACAAUCGGGCGCUGACAACCCUACUAGCCGCACCUUCAACAUGCUGUUCGUCAAUGCUACCAAGGGUGAGUAGAUCACGCGACCAUGAUUCGUUGGCUCAACGGGAGGGUCGUAGCUAACUGCGGCUACAGCGCUUUUCACGCUUGUGGUCGUGUCGGUAUCCACUCCGGCCUUCGUCGCGCUAAUUCUUCCUCUUGGCGCCCUCUAUCUGUGGAUCCAGCGUUACUACCUCAGGACGUCGCGAGAGCUGAAACGUUUGGACAGUAUCAGCCGCAGCCCGAUCUACGCCCACUUCCAGGAGUCCUUGAACGGCAUCUCUACCAUUCGAGCCUACAGACAAUCUAGGAGAUUCUGUAUGGAGAAUGAGUGGCGUGUCGACGCGAACCUACGGGCAUACUUCCCCAGCAUCAGUGCCAAUCGAUGGCUUGCAGUCCGGUUGGAGUUCAUUGGGUCAGUCGUAAUUCUGGCUGCAGCUGGCUUCUCGAUCAUCUCCGUAACGGUGGGGAGUGGACUUUCUGCGGGUCUCAUCGGCUUGGCGAUGUCAUACGCUCUCCAGAUCACUCAAUCGCUGAACUGGAUCGUGAGACAGACUGUAGAGGUUGAAACGAACAUUGUAUCUGUGGAGCGUGUGCUGGAAUACGCACGGUUACCGCCAGAGGCUCCCGAGGUCAUCUCGAAGAACCGACCGCCGAACAGCUGGCCAUCGCGAGGCGCAGUGUCCUUCAAUAACUACAGUACGAGGUAUAGGCCUGGCUUAGACCUCGUGCUGAAGAACAUCAACAUCAGCAUCAAGUCUCACGAGAAGAUUGGUGUUGUUGGACGGACAGGCGCCGGAAAGUCGUCAUUGACUCUAGCGCUGUUCCGCAUCAUCGAGCCCGUGGAAGGAGACGUGACCAUUGACUCGAUCAAUACUAGCACCAUUGGUCUGCUUGAUCUCCGAAGUCGUCUCGCCAUCAUCCCGCAGGAUGCCGCCUUGUUUGAAGGUAGCGUUCGAGAUAACCUUGACCCCGGCCGCAUCCACGACGACACGGAACUGUGGAGUGUCCUCGAUCAUGCUCGGCUUCGCGAUCAUGUGGCUUCGAUGAAUGGCCAACUUGAUGCGCGGAUUCAUGAAGGUAUGUACCUGCGCCUUUGUUGCAGGAAAUUUCCUUCGCGGAGGCUAACGUGCUAUCUAGGCGGCUCCAACCUCAGCCAAGGACAGCGACAAUUGGUCUCAUUAGCUCGCGCCCUGCUCACUCCCAGCAAUAUCCUUGUUCUGGAUGAGGCUACGGCUGCAGUGGACGUUGAGACGGACGCCAUGUUGCAGACGACGCUGCGCAGCAACAUGUUCAAGGAUCGCACUAUCAUCACGAGUAAGUCAAAACCAAGCCCGCUUGCUCUUCUGAUUCGACCAAGCCUUGCUGACUUACCACGCAGUCGCGCAUCGCAUCAACACCAUUCUGGACAGCGACCGAAUCGUCGUACUGGACCAUGGUACGGUGAAGGAAUUCGAUACUCCUGCGAACCUGGUCAAGAGUAAGGGACUCUUCUAUGAACUCGUACGGGAAGCCGGGCUCUUGGCCCAGAUUGACAGUGCGGGAAGUGUGCAAUAG
This is a messenger RNA of Lecanosticta acicola, 5244 nucleotides long. NCBI's taxonomy places the organism in Eukaryota, Fungi, Ascomycota, Dothideomycetes, Mycosphaerellales, Mycosphaerellaceae. The record is from the annotation of a GenBank genome assembly.